Messenger RNA from Entrophospora candida, 729 nucleotides. The record is from the annotation of a GenBank genome assembly. NCBI's taxonomy places the organism in Eukaryota, Fungi, Glomeromycota, Glomeromycetes, Entrophosporales, Entrophosporaceae.
AUGGUUCACUAUGAAAUGUAUAAAAGAGAUGCCUCUAAUAAGUGUGCUGACUGUGGAAAAAGAACUAGUGAAGUUAGUGAUAAAGAACAGAAUGAUAAUGAGAAAAUCAGAAAACAAAAAGAGCAAGAAUAUUCAUUACUUAGUGAAAAAGCUGACAAAUUACCUUCUGAACUUAGGCAACUUUGGGAUGAUUUAGAGUCUAAAGUAGAGAAUGAAGAUUUAGGAGUAAAAGAUGUAAAAAGAAUUUACGCUUUGAAAGAGAAAAUUAAAGACUUUCUUAAAAAGGCAGAGAAAGUAGAUAUUAAUAGUGACCAUUGGACUAAAAUUAAUAUCAUCAGUAAUCUUUUCCAGAAUUCUCCUACUGAAUUAGAUAACUUUAUCAGAGAGCAUGCUUCACCGCGAACAAUAGAUAUUGCCAAAAAGGGAAAAUACUCAAAGAUAAGAGAUUGUUCUCAUUUAAAAGAAGAAAAUAAUAUAAGUUUAUUCGAUUUUUUUAAAACUUCUACUCAUGACGCUUAUGAUAAAUUAUCUAGCGAUACUUUUUCUUCCCAAGAGGAACUAAAAACAGUUUAUCUAGAAGCAGAAAAAGAUUUACAAUCAUUCCUAAAAAAAGAAAAACCUGAUAAAACUUCGGAGGAAGAAACAGAAUUAGAUAAUUUAAGAAAGAAACUUAAAGAUUUAGAUAAAAAAACUGAAAAUAAUUCUCCUCCUACUUCUUAUCUUCCUUGA